UUAUGAGAGUAGCUUUCUCUUUACUUGAUGUUGACGGAUGUGAUGGUGUUGUGUUUCAAAACAUAUUUUUUCAAUGGGGCGCGUCAUUUUAUUGACUUCCCUUGCAGUUUGUAUUCUCUCUCUAGCAUUUAAAUUGAAUUUGUUAACACCGUUUUAUUACAAACUUGGACAGUUUGUUCCUGACUGCAUGAAAGAUGCCGUGUCACGAAUGCCCGUUUUUUCUGGAUGGUUUCCGCAUCCAUCUCGAUCCGAACGUCUGAUGACACAAGAGGAACUUUCAAAAUAUACCGGAGAAGAUGGAACGGAUGUGUAUUUGUCCAUUUUAGGACAUAUUUAUGAUGUAACUAGGGGGCGAAAACAUUACGGACCAGGUGGAGGCUAUAGUUUUUUUGCCGGCCGAGAUGCCUCCCGUGCUUUCGUUUCUGGAGAUUUCGAAAAUGGUUUGACAGACGAUCUCAGUGAAUUGACCAAUGAUAACAUCCUGUCUCUUGAGGAUUGGAAAAAGUUUUACGACAAAGACUACAUUUACAUUGGGAAGCUGAUUGGCACAUUUUAUACUGCGGAGGGAAAAGCAACUAAAGUGAUAGAGGAGUACCAGAACAGUUUACUGCGGGCAUUGGACGACAAAAAACGCCAAGAAGAUAUUGACAGGCAAUUUCCACCUUGUAACUCAGAAUGGAGUCAAGGUGGACAUACCCGUGUUUGGUGCUCAAACCUUAGUGGUGGUAUACAGAGAUCCUGGGUUGGUGUACCAAGGCAGUUUAACCAGCCAGGGAUGCCGAACAGCAGACCCCGAUGUGUUUGUGUUAGAAACAUUGGUCCACCAUCCAAUGAGAUGAACAGCAUGCUUCAUACCAACAAUGGUGACCUAGACAACCCCAAUCUGAAACCUUAUCCAUUAUGUGAUACUCAGGCAGACUCUUGUGUUAUCAUUAAUACCUGAUCAAUAGAUAAAAGUUUAUAAACUUUGUAUAGUUCAAAUUACUAAGUUUUCACCUUUCAUUUUUUUUUCCUAGGAUCAUUUAUUUUGGUUUUGAUGCAAAUAUUUAUUAAUUUUAAAGGUGAUGACCUAUAUUCCCUCAAAACAUGUACAGUUAUACACAUCCAUAGUUUUACUGUGAGCAUCAGUCAUGGACAUAGCAUUUCUAAGCGAAAAGAAGUUCCAAAUGGACAAAAUCCCAUAUUCAGCUACAUGGUGUUGGCGAAGUGACAGCUAUUUUACAUGGAGAACAGCAGAUAGCGUGAAACAGCAAAACCAAAAUAGCAAUCAAACCUGUACAAGACAGCCACUUACAGCAAGUGUUGGUUGCUUACAUCAGCCAGGAAAUGUUCCUGCUAAAAUGCUAAUUUAAGUUCCUGCAUCCAUAAAACAGAUUUUUUUUUACCAUGUUUAUAUAUAGAGUUGUCUUCCAAUGUUACUUUUGAAUGUGUUGCAGGGUGAGUAAAUUGUAUUUAUUAGUUUUUCCCAGAGCUAAGAUACUAAGAAUCCAUUCUCUUGAGCCUUCAUUUCUGAUCAAAGAGUGAGAGUAUUUUUCGUGUCCUUGAAGGGGAAUGCACAGUGUGCACAAAACAGCACCUUGUUUGUUCUAUUAAUAGGAUAAGUGUUUCUGGACAUCAAAAGUUGGGGUGCCCCAUCUGCAUCGAACAGAAUUCAGAGCGUAAACAGGAGGACCUAUCUUGAACACUAGGAAUGUGACUUUGCUUCACCACAUCUCUGUGAAACAAUUCCGUAUAUGCAAGAAAAAGACGGACACAUUUCUGGUGAGGGAGUGAGGAAGCAAGUGUGUAAUGAUUAGUUUUAUUGGUGAGUGGGUGCUUGUGGGAAGUUUUUUAAUUAUUUUUUGUUAUUAAAUGCUGACAGGGCCUGUAAAGGCAAA
Molecule: messenger RNA, 1877 nt
Organism: Pomacea canaliculata
Lineage: Eukaryota; Metazoa; Mollusca; Gastropoda; Architaenioglossa; Ampullariidae
Product: neuferricin-like
Exons: 1
Coding region: 74-943 (289 amino acids)
Cellular component (GO): membrane; endomembrane system
Source: RefSeq, a predicted model, not a curated record